Molecule: messenger RNA, 4133 nt
Organism: Bolinopsis microptera
Lineage: Eukaryota; Metazoa; Ctenophora; Tentaculata; Lobata; Bolinopsidae
Product: protein SON-like
Exons: 4
Coding region: 75-4133 (1352 amino acids)
Molecular function (GO): zinc ion binding
Source: RefSeq, a predicted model, not a curated record
UGAUAACACUAUACUUUGCUAGGCUAACAGCAAAUGUAUUAAGAAAGCAUGAGAAACCCGGCUGUAGACCUACGAUGAGCAACAACAACAAUAACAAUAACAACAACAACCCCUUUCUUUCGGUCUCCUGUGACAAAUGCAAAAUCCCAAUAACUUCUGAUACAAGGUUCGAGUACCUAUGUGGCCACAUCAUCUGUAGGAUCUGUGACACGGGACGUUCCUGUCAGUACUGCGGGCACCCCGGAGUAGCAAACCAACACAACAACAAUGACGGUCCCAGCACUAGCAAUGAUAUCUGUGAGGCUUGCGAGGACACUGCACUUUACUACUGCGUGACUUGCCCCAAACUUCUUUGUGAACGCUGUGCUCAUAUUCAUAGUGUCAACGCAGCUCGAAAAGACCACCAAGUAGUCUACCUGAAAGACUAUCCGCGUCAAAUUCAAGAUUCAUCAGUUAACUACGAUAUCCCUGAAAACGUUUACCUGCCCAGGAAAAGAACUCCCGAAACUGCCGGGGAAGAUAUCCCCUCUUCCCGCAGGAGAAGACCCCAACUUGACAGACGAGACACCUGGGACCGUUCCGCUGAGACCCGGAAACCCUUCAGGAAGAAUUCCGCGCCAAUAAAACAGUUCUCUUACAGCAAGUCCAUCAGUAGCCGGGCCAGUAGUGUUCAGAGUUUUCAGGAGUCCAUGGAUAAACUAUCUGACAGAUCGUACGACAAGUUCUCUAUGAAAUCAGAGAAGAGCGUAGGGACGGAUGUGUCAGGGGUUGCUUCCAUGAUCAAGAACAACCAUUUCACCAUCAUGGUCUACACCAACAGUGAGCCUGGCUCAGUCUGCAGUGGUCCUCCUGGACAGAUCCGGGUGGUAAGGAACGCUGACCCGACCGCAGAAGUUGAGGCAAUUUUAAGCAAGCCGGACUGUAGAGAUUGUGGUAAGACUGGCUCUAAACCAGUUCCUGAAGAUGGAGAAUAUCAUGACCACAGGGUCUACAUCCAAAGGAAAGCUUCCACUGUAAGCAGCAGCUCAAGCACAAGUUUCAGUAGCCAUUGCUGCGAGUCUCACCUCGGAGAAUACUCCAGGUCUAAAAGCGCGAACCCACACAGUCUGGUCUCCAAAUCUGAUACCAUGGACGAUAUAUCUGACAUCCUAAAUGUUAGCAACGAUCUAAGGAGGUCAGCCUCUCCUCGAGCAGCAAGCCAGGAUACAAGAGGAACUUCUCCUGGGUUGUUUUUAGUGACCUCAGAAGAGGGAAACAGUGAGCCUCCCGAAGAGCAGAUGGUGGAUCUGUAUGAACAAUUGUUUUCUCCUAAUUAUACUACACCACCUCCCAAGUAUGAACACCAUCAUGAUAUCCCCUUACUUUCUGAUAUAGAUAAGGGUACUGAAGGGUUCAUUUCGAACCCUCCUGUUAACCAAAGCACACCAGAAAAUGCCACCAAGGUCGAUAUCCUGGAUACUAAUUUUCCUUCGACUAAGUCAGCUUCUUCUAAAUCCAGCAUUUCGUCAGUUGAUUCCAAACACUCUCCUGGGGAACAAUUAACUCGAUCUUCUUUCCCUGGUUCUAAAGAACCUGUGAAACUUGUCGAUGAUCUUCUUGAUAAAUACACCGCUCCAACGGUAGAACCCUCUGAGAUAGAGAAGUUGCAACACUCAAAUGUAACCAUCACUUCAGAUACGAGUGAGCCUUGUAUGGUCCCUCAAAAGUCAACUGACAAUAUGCCCGAGCUGAUUAAUCGAUCUUCGCCUCUUUUAGAGCGGGUCAGAAAACAAAGUCUGGGCAAAGACAACAUUGAAUUUAUAGACGAGAAGUUGUUUGAUACCAGUAGCGAGGAUGAAGAGGAGGAACCGUUUGUUGGGAAUGAAACAUACCUGACACACUCAUCCCACUACUCUGGGUCGUUAGAAGAGGAUAAUCUGAGUAACAUCGCCGAGGAACCUUCUCUGGAAACCUGCAGUGCUACGGAGAUGAUCGAGCGAAAGGUCUCCGAAUCUAUGACAAAUCUCCAAGAUCAUAUUGAACAGAACCCAGAACACAGUGUAGAAGUUGAUGGCCCUCCUGUUGUGAACAGAUAUGACGUGUUAGUUAUACCCUCAGACAAAUAUCCUGCUGAACCAGAACAGGGACUUUUAGUUUUUGAUGAUGACGAUCCAGAAAUAAUGUUUGAUGUCGAGUCCAUUGGUGAUGAAGGUGAUAUUGAUAUCAUGGUAACCGAGCAAAGUUUCAUUACUGUUAACACUGUCCCCAAUUUCAUCGCUUUAUCAGAAGGAAACGAAGACGAUGAUAAAAUGUCUGUAAAGUCCAUGAGUAGUGAAAGUUCGAAAGCAUCAAGUAAAAAGCAGUUCAGCUACUCGAAACCAAUUUUAACACAUCAAAAUAAGCCUUUACUUUAUUCUGAAGUUUUGAAAUCGAAACCUUCGAAUAUUUUGCCCGAUGACAUUUCGAACAGAAAUCCCCUAGCGAGAUCAUCUUCCGGAGAGAAACUUAGAAAGUCCCUAUCCAAAGACGAUCUUUGUAAAUUCUCUCCUGAAGACAUCGCACAUGAUACACCAGAAUCCAUGAAAGAUGUCCAAAAUAAGCCCAUUAAAAAGUCACCAUCAAAUGGAAGUCUUUCUCGCAUUCCAGUGAGAAGAACAUCUCGAGGAAGCUCUGACAGCAAAGAGCGAUCACGCUCCUCGUCCAGGGACAGUUCAUUGGAGGGUCCAAGGAGAAGGUCUUCAUUAGACAGUAACGGUAAAAACUCAAGGAGAACUUCAAGAUCCUCGUCCGGUGAAAGUUUAAGCAAGAUUCCAAUAAGGCGAUCGUCUCUGGGAAAAAAACGGCGAAAUUCCAAUGAAAUAAUAAGAUCACCCUCCAGAGAUAGCUUGAAAAGUGACCAAAGUGGUAAACCUUACCACUCAAAACCACCACUCCCCAGAUCUCAUUCAAAAGAUGGCAUUGAAAAAAAAACAGACAAUCGUCGUAAGUCUAGCUCAGACUCAAAGGAUUGUCAUGAAAAGAAUAACAUCCCAGACAUUUCUCCCAAAAAAAGUGGGCAAAAAUCCGAAGCUUUUUCUACUAAAUCAACUCCGCCAAAAUCACCUUCGAGAGAAGUAUAUGAAGGUAUAGGGAUAAAAACCUUCUCAAGAUCAACCUCAAAAGAUAGCCUUAGUGGGAAAUCAGAUAUCUCAAUGAAAAGAAGAAGUUCUAGUCCAUCAAAGAUCCCCACCCGGAUGAGCCGGUCAGAGUCAAUAGAAAGCAUAGGGAGAUCAUCAGUUAGCAGUAAAGGUUCGUUCGCGUAUAAGCGAUCGAGAAGUCCCAAGCAGCCCAAUAGUCCCUCUAGAAUCCCAGUGGUCAAAUCCCCUUCAACUGAUCGUAAAGUACGAUACAACUCAAUCUCCUCUAAUAACAGCGAACCUUACAGUACUGGUCAAGUGUUUUCCUUAGUGUCAGCGUCUAAAGAUAGCAUGAUAUCCAGACACAGCACCAUUUCUAACUUAUCCCAACCUCAACCGCUAAAUGAGGAUCAAUUGCACUCUGCCUCAUUGGCAAGUUCUGAUUUUCCCAGUUCUUCUAAAUGUCCACCGGGAGAAAUUUCGGCACAGCCACCUUCUUCAGAUGAUUAUCUACCCCACCACAGAAAAGAUUCGUCCAGCUCAUCAUCAUCUGAUGACAAUCCUCCAAUUGUUUACUUUGACGUAGUUGGGGUCGACCACGCAAAACCCACUGAUGAAAUAACGGAUCAGGCCAAGCUGGAAAGACAGUCGAAUAGGAGUAGAAAUUCUGACAGAAGCAUCAAGUCAUCACAAUCAGGGAACAGCAAACAAUCAGUCUCUUCAAAUCACAGUAAGCCUACAACAAAAACCAGUCUGAUAGAUGAGAAUGAUACAGUGUCCGAAUGCUCAGGAUCCUUCAUCAGUGAUAACAGUUUCUUAAGAAAACACCACUCCGCCCAAAUAACGUACAGUGACUCCGAGGACUCUAAUAACCCUGUCUCCACAAAAAAGAUCAUGUUAGACAGGAUACUGAGUGGGAACUAUGGUAACAAGGGUGAGAAUCUUGGUUUUAUGGAUAGUAUGUCUGAUCGCGAGGGUUCGUUUGCAGGGGUUUCUUCAGAUGGAUUAGAGAAACUAGGGAAGCGAAGGUGCUGUUAG